AUGUCAGCCGCCCCAGGUCUUGCCUUCUCAGUCAGCUCAGCUUCUGUCGAUGGUGAAAAUCCGUCAAUUCGUCCCUUCAGCAGCAGGGUACCCAAGCCCAAGCAAAAGAACACAAAGCCACCGCCAGCUCCUGUCAUUUGGAUCAACGGCUUCCCAGGCACCGGAAAGCGCGAAAUCGCCAUCGAACUGCGCCAUCUCAUUGGAAUAGACCGCGCCAUCCUGAUUCAAAACCAUCGACGGAUCGACAACGUGGCCCUUCCCCGCCGCCAUUCACAAGCUUGGAAGGAAGGCGCCAUGGACCGAAAAAGGACAUUGAUUUCCAACCUUCUUGCCCCUCACAUGCGACACAAGACAAUCAUACUCACCGACUUCCAGACCGACUCGCUCGAGCGUACGGACAACCCCGUGGACUGCCUCGAGGCCGCGUACAAAGCUAACCGGCCGUUCUUGCCUGUCACGGUCAUGUGCAGCGAGGCUGAGAACAUCCGCCGGAUCACCGACCCAGUUCGGUGUUGGCCAGAGUCAAGGGUGCAGAGGAAGGUGCUGAAGAAUGCAUUCGUUCUGCGAUGCUACCGCACGUUGAAGCUAUUUGACUUUGACGAGGUUGACGUAUUUGAUGAGGUGAAGCGGGACGGGUUUGUGAUUGAUACUACGGAGCUGGACGCUGUGGUCGUUGCUGAGAUGGUUCAGCGAGAAGUGAAGCGGUCGCGGAAAGGGAAGGAGGCAAUGCAAGAAGUUGGAUACCGGUGGUAA
Messenger RNA from Colletotrichum chrysophilum, 753 nucleotides. RefSeq lists its product as uncharacterized. NCBI's taxonomy places the organism in Eukaryota, Fungi, Ascomycota, Sordariomycetes, Glomerellales, Glomerellaceae. The coding region runs from base 1 to 753 and encodes 250 amino acids. The transcript has a single exon. The record is from RefSeq and is a predicted model, not a curated record.